Messenger RNA from Protopolystoma xenopodis, 210 nucleotides. The record is from the annotation of a GenBank genome assembly. NCBI's taxonomy places the organism in Eukaryota, Metazoa, Platyhelminthes, Monogenea, Polystomatidea, Polystomatidae.
AUGUCCGCGUUGACAAUACUCCACCCACAUUGCUCACCUCCCCUUAGCCGAUCUGAACCGACUCACUUCGUAACUGGGGCACUCCGGCCUGCUCCUACCCCACCUCCUCACGCCACGUCGGGGACAGAAGAGCCUCUGGGCAGCCGAAUUUACGGAACCCUUCACCUUCCCGAUUUUCCAGUUACUCCGCCGGAUCGCUUUUGCCAUUAG